AUGGGCUUUCGCCCAACAUUUCGACAUCACAACGACAAGCAAGCAGAUUACAGUGUUGGAGAUGAAUGUCUUUCUCGAUUACCAUAUGCUUCUAUUAUUGCAACUUCUAUGUGCGGUAUUGGUGUAAUCCUUUUUACAUUGGUGAUGACAUGGGCAUUCAAUGCAUCUGUUGAGCAAGCUCGUCGGUUAUUGAAUGUGGAGAAUUUACCUUGGCUUGCAAAAAUGCAAGUGUUAUUUAUUUGUGUUGCGGUGUUAAUGGCAAUAGCAGCUUUAAUUCUACUUGUCAUUGCUGCUAUGAGCACGGGUUCCACAAGAAAAGAGCUUUAUAGGGGGAAACGUGGUCGUAUGGGAGGAAAAUUGGCAAAUGCAUUUUCAUUGAUAACUGCAUAUUUGUUAAAUAUGUGCUGGUUUGUUUGUUUUGCAAUUGUGGUUGUUCUUUGUUUUGUAUAUUAUAUAUUUACCUUUCUAUGUUCAUCAAUAUCAUUCAACGGUUCCGAUUGUCUUGACUUCUCACUAUUUCAACCGUUUACUCAGCAAAUUUCUACAAAUUCAUUGAAGCUUUGUGGCGGCGAUGUGCAGCAGUUCUGUGCUCUUUCAUGGAGUGCAUUUGCCUGGUAUUUGGUUAGUUUAAUUUCAUGUUUAAUAGUAAUCAAAGGAUUGGAACAUUUUAUGAUGUGCAGCGCAGCAAACUAUGCUCAUAUCAGCAGUGGACUGAAAUAUCUCGAGUUGAGAGAGUUAUUGCUCUCGGGUGAUGGUGAUACAGUUAAAGCUGAUUUACGAACAACAGAUUACUGA
Messenger RNA from Brugia malayi, 795 nucleotides. It is a transcript of the gene Bma-nmgp-1, whose product is annotated as LD13050p, putative. Gene Ontology annotation, biological process: neuron projection development. Gene Ontology annotation, cellular component: plasma membrane. The coding region runs from base 1 to 795 and encodes 264 amino acids. The record is from RefSeq and is a predicted model, not a curated record. The transcript has 5 exons. Lineage: Eukaryota; Metazoa; Nematoda; Chromadorea; Rhabditida; Onchocercidae.